UUGACGGCUAAAGUCAAAUGAUGUGAAUUUUACAUUUCAAAACAUUGUUUAUUUAUUUUACUAUCGAAUUAUGCAAGAGCAAAAUAAUGAAAACGAAAUACUACUGCCACACCAUGAGCAACAGUCUCUAUGUACCACUCGCCUCCCCUACAGGCAAGGAAGAAAACUUACAGCAGUCAAGGUAUACUCAAUAUGCAAGGAAUCCAACCAUCUGUUAAUAUUUGGAGUACCCUCGCUAAACCUCCGUCAAGAGAUCAAAGCGUUAUUUAUCAAGUUUGGAAAGCUUUUACAAUUUAAUAUAUCAAAAGAACAUGCAGCCGAAUCAUUCACGGAAACCUAUCAUGCUCAGUACGAACGAAUCCAAUCAGCAAGACACGCAAAACGAAUGCUUGAUACAAAGAACUUUUACGGCGGUCUGUUGCACGUGUGUUAUGCUCCUGAACUUGAGGAUAUUAACGAAACCAGGCAAAAGUUGAUGCAAAGGCAGCGUGAUGUAAUUUUUCGAUUGAAAAAUUUAAAUGAUGAGCAAAAGAAUCCUAUAACAGCUUCUUCUACCACAGAAAUACCUACGAUAGAUGUUUUAAAUAACGAAAAAGCUACAUCUGAAAAUAUGAACGCAAUAAAACUUGUAAAACUUAACAUGGGUGAUAUUAAUACUAUAUAUAACGGUACAAAAGUAAAAUCGUUCAGUAAGAAACGGACAUUAAACAAUAAGAUAUUCCAACCGUGUUUUGUAGAUAAUAAAGUAAGAAAAACUCAUGAUAGUAACAUAAGCAGUGACAAUAUAUCAGGAAACAAUGAUGUUACAAUUAGUAAUUCAGAAGUUAAAUGUGGUCAAGAAUAUAAUGUUGCCAUAGGUAAUAUUUCUGGGGGUAAUACCAGUGGUUUAACAGAAAAUAAUAUAAAAAACAGUAAUCAGAAUAUAGAAGUUAUAGAUUGCACAGGGGUAGAUGAUGAAGUUGUUACAAAUAUUAACGAAUGUCUCAAUUAUAACAACUUUGGUAGUGAAGUCAUUAGAAAAAUUCCAAAAAAACCUGUAAAUAAAAUACAAUUUCAUAUAAAUAAACAAUCAUAGCAUAUU
This is a messenger RNA of Pararge aegeria (speckled wood butterfly), 1081 nucleotides long. Its product is annotated as RNA-binding protein 48. Bases 71 to 1075 code for a protein of 334 amino acids. Gene Ontology annotation, molecular function: nucleic acid binding. Gene Ontology annotation, cellular component: nucleoplasm. The record is from RefSeq and is a predicted model, not a curated record. NCBI's taxonomy places the organism in Eukaryota, Metazoa, Arthropoda, Insecta, Lepidoptera, Nymphalidae. The transcript has 2 exons.